AUGGUUUCCUUCACUAAGCUGUUCACUGCCGGCCUGAUGGCCACCUCCGCCCUGGCUGCCCCCGUCAAGAAGCGCAGCACCAGCAAGCGUGGUGCCGCUUACAACGACGUCUCGACCGUCUCCGCCAUGACCAGCAGCGGAAACGUUGCCUGGGCCUACAACUGGGCCAUGUCCCUGUCCGGCGACUUGCCCACCGGUAUCGACUUCGUCCCCAUGCUUUGGGGAGCCAAGGACUUCGGCGGCUGGGUCACUGCCAUCGAGACCGCGCUUUCUAGUGGCAGCGAGUACAUCCUAGGCUUCAACGAGCCUGACAUCGCCUCUCAGGCCGACAUGUCUGCCUCCGAUGCAGCCAGCUACUACAUGAACUACAUCACUCCUUACUCCGGCAAGGCCAAGCUCAUCUCGCCCGCCGUUUCAUCCUCCACCAACGAGGGCCAGGGUCUGAGCUGGUUCAACUCGUUCAUGAGCCAGUGCUCUUCUUGCCAGAUCACUGGUCUCGCUGUCCACUGGUAUGGCACCACCAUCGACGAGUUCAAGACUUUCGUCCAGCAGGCUAUCACCGCCGCUAGCGACAACUCUCUGUCCGAGGUCUGGAUCACUGAGUUCGCUCUCUCCGCCGAUGCAGGUGGUAUUGCCGACCAGGCUACCACCAACGCCUUCAUCACCGAGGCUAUUGCCUACCUCGAUAGCGAGUCUGCCGUCACCCGCUACUCUUACUUCAUGUCUGCCGAUAACUACCUCCUCACCAACGGUGCUCUCAACACCGUCGGCGAGACCUACUGCAACUAA
Molecule: messenger RNA, 789 nt
Organism: Penicillium manginii
Lineage: Eukaryota; Fungi; Ascomycota; Eurotiomycetes; Eurotiales; Aspergillaceae
Product: glycoside hydrolase family 128 protein
Exons: 1
Coding region: 1-789 (262 amino acids)
Biological process (GO): fungal-type cell wall polysaccharide metabolic process
Cellular component (GO): fungal-type cell wall
Source: RefSeq, a predicted model, not a curated record